Molecule: messenger RNA, 9698 nt
Organism: Hippocampus comes (tiger tail seahorse)
Lineage: Eukaryota; Metazoa; Chordata; Actinopteri; Syngnathiformes; Syngnathidae
Gene: hipk2
Product: homeodomain interacting protein kinase 2
Exons: 15
Coding region: 375-4088 (1237 amino acids)
Biological process (GO): smoothened signaling pathway; intrinsic apoptotic signaling pathway in response to DNA damage by p53 class mediator; peptidyl-threonine phosphorylation
Cellular component (GO): PML body; cytoplasm; nucleus
Molecular function (GO): SMAD binding; transcription coactivator activity; protein tyrosine kinase activity
Source: RefSeq, a predicted model, not a curated record
AUCGACUUACUCCCUCGCUCGCACACCAAACUCGCUGCACUCAGUCAGACCUCUGCAACUUUUGCAGACUCCUCACUCCACAGACAUGUCGCACAAUAGCUGAAAGUCAACCUGUCAUCGUGGCUCGUCUUGGGAGCCCGCAGAGAGCAACCCGCGCUGGUGGGCUCAUCUGGAUCGCGGUCGGAACCACCGCUUGAAAGACGCCUCACACUGGAUGGGAAUUAGGAGGCUUUUCGUCACUGAUGAACCGGGCCAGUAAUGCCGGAGACCGACGCGGCGCUCUCAUCUCUCGUUCAAGAUGGCAGAUUUUUCUUGAGUUUUGAGCGGACGCCUCUAUUUAUUGUUUGCCAUGAAUAACAGAAACCCUUGCACCGAUGGCCCCUGUAUACGAAGGUAUGGCCUCGCAAGUGCAAGUGUUCUCCCCUCACACUCUUCCGUCAAGUGCCUUCUUUAGCGUGAAGAAACUGAAGGUGGAGCAGAGUUGCAACUGGGAUAUGACAGGGUACGGCACACACAGCAAAGUCUACAGCCACAACAGCAGCAAGAACGUGUCGGCCGUCAGCGGCCCCCUCGGAAUUAACAGCUCCCUGCAGGUAGCCGGCUCCACCUUGCCGUACGAGCAGGCGCUCAUCUUCCCAGCAAGUGCAGGCCACAUUGUGGUCGCAUCAGCCAGUAGCACUUCGGGGGGCGUCGGCGCUUUGCUGGGCAGCGGGGGUGGAGGCAGUAACGGCAGCAGAGGGGGUGGCGCCGGCAGCGUUGUUGGGGUUCACAAUCUGAUUCGCCGCAGCACGGUCAGUCUCCUGGACACCUACCAGCGAUGUGGGCUUAAACGCAAGAGCGAGGAGCUUGACCACAACAGCAGCGUGCAGAUAAUCGAGGAGCACGGUCCGCUGAUGAUCCAGAACGGAGCAGCCAGUGGCGCCACGGUGGCUACAGUGGCCACCGCGGCCUCCACGGCAACAUCCAAGAACAGCGGCUCCAACAAUGAGGGGGACUACCAACUGGUGCAGCAUGAAGUACUCUGCUCCAUGACCAAUACAUAUGAAGUGCUGGAAUUCUUGGGACGGGGAACAUUCGGACAGGUGGUGAAGUGCUGGAAGAGAGGCACCAACGAGAUUGUGGCCAUCAAGAUCCUAAAAAACCACCCGUCGUACGCCAGGCAGGGUCAGAUCGAGGUCAGCAUCCUGGCGCGUCUUAGCACGGAGAGCGCAGAUGAUUUCAACUUUGUGAGAGCCUAUGAGUGCUUCCAGCAUAAGAACCACACGUGCCUGGUGUUUGAGAUGCUAGAGCAGAACCUGUACGACUUCCUGAAGCAGAACAAGUUCAGCCCGCUGCCGCUGAAGUACAUCAGACCCGUUUUGCAGCAGGUGGCUACGGCGCUGAUGAAGCUGAAGAGUCUCGGUCUGAUCCACGCUGAUCUGAAGCCGGAAAACAUCAUGCUUGUGGAUCCGUCUCGGCAGCCCUAUCGAGUCAAAGUCAUUGACUUUGGCUCAGCCAGCCAUGUCUCCAAAGCUGUCUGCUCCACGUAUCUACAGUCCAGAUACUACAGAGCUCCAGAAAUCAUCCUGGGCCUGCCGUUUUGUGAGGCGAUAGAUAUGUGGUCCCUGGGCUGUGUGAUAGCUGAGCUCUUCUUGGGAUGGCCACUCUACCCUGGAGCCUCAGAGUACGAUCAGAUCCGAUACAUCUCACAGACUCAGGGUCUGCCUGCAGAGUAUCUGUUGAGCGCAGGGACAAAGACCACCAGGUUCUUCAAUAGAGACCCUGACUCCACCUAUCCUUUGUGGAGACUUAAGACUCCUGAGGACCACGAGAGAGAAACAGGGAUCAAGUCCAAGGAGGCGCGCAAGUACAUCUUCAACUGCUUGGAUGAUAUGGCCCAGGUGAACAUGACGUCAGAUCUGGAGGGGAGCGACUUGCUGGCAGAGAAAGCCGACAGGAGGGAAUUCAUCGACUUGUUAACCAAGAUGCUGACCAUCGAUGCGGACAAAAGAAUCACACCUAUUGAAACGCUCAACCACCCUUUUGUUACAAUGUCGCAUCUCCUCGAUUUCCCUCACAGCACUCAUGUGAAAUCAUGCUUCCAGAAUAUGGAGAUCUGUAAACGCCGUGUUAACAUGUACGACACGGUCAACCAGAGCAAGACGCCCUUCAUCACCCACGUGGCCCCCAGCACCUCCACUAACCUCACCAUGACCUUCAAUAACCAGCUCAACACAGUGCACAGCCAGGCCACCAACCUGGCUCCCUCCUCCAACAACAAUUCCACCCUUUCCUUUGCAAGUCCUGAUGUCUCCAUACUAAACUACCAAUCUGCACUCUACCAGCCCUCCGCUGCCUCCAUGGCAGCUGUUGCCCAAAGGAGCCUGCCCCUGCAGACGGGGGCUCCUCAGCUCUGCGCUACCCGGCCGGAUCCCUUCCAGCAGGCGCUCAUCGUCUGUCCUCCUGGCUUCCAAGGACUGCAGGCAUCACCUUCCAAGCACAACAGUUACUCCAUGCGGAUGGAGAAUGCUGUUCCCAUUGUGACACAGGCCCCCGGUGCCCAGCCUCUGCAGAUCCAACCAGGCCUCCUUACUCAGCAGGCUUGGCCCAGCGGCACCCAGCAGAUCCUGCUGCCUCCAGCCUGGCAGCAGCUCACUCACACCUCAGUUCAGCAUGCCGCCGUCAUUCCUGACUCCAUGAGCAGCACACAGCCUCUGACCAACUGGAGGAAUUCCCACCCUCAUGGCAGCCAUUACAAUCCCAUCAUGCAGCAGCCAGCCUUGUUGGCUGGCCACGUCACUCUCCCAUCCAACCAGACGCUCAAUGUUGGAGUGGCACAUGUUAUGAGGCAACCCUCGUCCAAUAAUAACUCCUCUUCCAAAAAGAACAAACAGCACCAGAAUUCUGCCAGGAACACUUCAGCCUACGAAGUAUCGUCCACUCAGGCAAUGCUGUCGCCACAGCGUUCCAAAAGGGUGAAGGAGAACACGCCCCCACGGUGCGCUGUGCUCCAGAGCAGCUCAGCCUCCAUUUGCCCUCCACCGCAGGGCUGUGGGGGAGGCGGGUGGGGGACUAUUGAGGCCGAGCAGGCUUCCAGCACCACCCGCAACCAUCCAAACCAGCAGCACGUUCCCAGACAGACCAUCAUCAUCCCCGACACACCCAGCCCUGCGGUCAGCAUCAUCACCAUCAGUAGUGACACAGAUGAGGAAGAUGACCGCAAACAUAAUCAUGGUGGAUCGUCGAAGCAAAGGAAGAAUGUGAUCAGCUGUGUGACCGUCCACGAUUCACCGGACACCGACUGUUCCAGCAACAACAGCCCUUACACUGUGGAGUCUAGACCCGCCAAUAACAACAACAACAACAGCUACGACACAAAGACCACCAUACUGGACAACUACAACAAUGGCAACCCACGCACAAUCAUCAUCCCCCCUCUUAAAACUCAAACCAGCGAGGUUGUGAAUGAGUGUGAACGCUUGAUGCCAGAUACAAUGAAUCAUCAGAAUUCCGCUUACAAGUUCAAGUCCUCUAAUGGAGUGGUUUCGGGCAACAUUCACAUCCCAGGUGGUGUGACUGCAUCAUAUAGACAGCAGCGCUCAGGGCCACACCCCCUCCAGCAGCAGCCUCUUAAUCUCAGCCAGGCCCAGCAGCACAUGGUAGCAGACCGAAAUGGAGGUCAUCGCCGCCAGCAGGCCUACAUCGCUCCCACCAUUGCCACUCAGGCCCCAUACUCCUUCCAUCACAAUAGCCCCUCCCACACAGGCAACAUGCACCCCCACUUGGCUGCCACGCACCUCUCCAGCCAGCCUCACCUCUACACCUACACGGCACCCGCCGCGCUGGGCUCCAGCGGCACAGUGGCUCACCUGGUGGCGUCACAGGGCUCGGCUCGCCACACAGUCCAGCACGGGAGCUACCCACCAAGCAUUGUCCACCAGGUUCCAGUCAGCAUGGGCCACCGCGUGCUGCCCUCGCCCACCCUGCACCACAGUCAGUACCAGGCCCAGUUUGCCCAGCAGGCCUAUAUCAGCGCGUCGCCUGCCUCCACUGUCUACACUGGAUACCCACUGAGCCCCACGAAGGUCACCCAGUACCCUUACCUCUAGAGAAGACACUGGAGAGGCUCACCUGGCACUGCUGCUUCCACACACACACCAACCACCCUUAGUCCCAUCAACACUCUCCAUAUACCCUCAGCCCCACUUGUGAACAGAGACAGAGAACUUUGCAAUCCUCAUCCAACUGCCCCAUAUGACUUGAAGAUAUGACGGAGCAAAAGAAGGAAAAAAAAAGAUUCACAGUCGUUCUCUGAGGGAAAGACAGGAGUUAGAUUAGAGCGUUCCCAUUUCAAGGUGAUUUCUUUUGAUUUUUUUUUUUUUCUCUGAAAAGGGCCAGCUUAGCUUUCAUUUGAUUUCUGUUUGCUUUAUUUUAUGUGGAAAGUAGUGUCUCGUUAGUGUUACAGGGAAGUUUCAAAUGUUUUGGGACAGUGGAGGAUUUCGGAUUUGGUUUUUUUUUUUCUUUUAUUUGCCCAUCUUAACUGUGGGAAGGGACUGCUGAACAGGGGUUACAGACUGGAAGUUUGGAAUCCCAAGAUAAUUGGGAGAAGGUGAAAUACGGAAACCUGCUGCUCUUCAAAGAUAAAAAAAAAUCUAUAUAUAUAUAUUGAUGGCCUUGAACUGUCUUAAUAUUUCCACACUUUUGGUGUCGAGAGAAAAGAGAGGCGACUUCCUCCACUCCACCUCCCCAAGCCGGAGGCUUCUGGAAAUAUAACCAACAGAAGACAACAAACUUUUCUAAUGUAUUUAUAGGUCGAUUUCUUUUGUGUUUCUCAAAACUUCAGUUUUAGCUAGAGGUGUCUUAGCUGGGCCCCAUUCAUAGAAUGUAGCAGUCUGCACCCAUUUGUUUCAAGAACUUUCAAGAAACACUCUUUCCUCAAACCCAUAGAUUAAUUUGUUCCUCUUUUAUAAUGUGAUUGCACAAACUGGUUAACAUAAUAACAUAGGCAUGUACAAUGUGAUUGUGUGUGUAUGUGUGCGUGCGCGUGUGUGCGUGUGUUUGUGCUCCUGUCAGCCAUGUGUGUAGUCAACCUCCUUUAAGUUUUGUUCCCUCGUAGUGCCUUACAGAUGUAACAACACAGUUUACUCCACUUGGAAAGCCACGCAACACAAAAGCAAAGAGUUGUGUUGUCCUGCUUUGAAAGGCUUGUCGAUGGGACACAGUAGCUCUCUUCCAGGUGUAGGCUUUGCUCCCACUGCGUCUGCGUGGUCCUUAAAGACAGCAUACCUAAGAUGAGGUUUCAUGUCAUCGGGUUGAUGGAGCUCAGCUCUUUUAUUAUGUGUGCAUGAGAUAACUUGCCAGGGGUACUUACCAAAGUCAUUGAUAUUCAUGCUCUUUCUUCUUCCAGCGUCUCUCUGAAUUAAAAUGCAAAUAAUGUAUGUGGUGUAGAUGUAACAGCGUGUUCUCAAAAGAAUUUAGUUGGUUGUGUAUAAUCAAACAUCUCUGCAAAGUAGUUCAUUGAAACUGGAAAAAAAAAUGUUGAUAUAUUUAUUUUAUUAGUUCCUCCUAGCCCUGCCGCCUGGCCAAAUUUUUCAUUAAAAAAAUAAUAUUUUUUGUUGAGUAUGUAUCUUUUAGCUGGAAAUGACACAAGGCAGUUGCAUAAGAACAUUGUUAUUAAUUAGGAAUAGUCUCCAUUUGCAUGGAUUUUUGUGUAUCCCAAAUUAUUCUGAACAAUUCUGAGGAACCACAUCUUUUGCACCAUUCCCCGGAAUCUUGGUACGUUCUUACAUUACCUAGGAUAUAAUCAUUCAGAUGAACUCUUAAAUUUCAUGCAUUGGAUAUGCUCUGUGUUUUUCUUGUUUUUACCCUGGAUACAUUUUCAUAAUUAAUCUUUUAGGAACCAUUGCCAGGGUUAUGAGUGUUAUGUUUUUUUUUUUUAAAUAAUCGAUUUUAUUUUUUUUGUUUUGUUUUGUUUCUACAAUUUUCAUCACAGCAGUUUUUAGUCUUUUUUUUUCUUUUCUUGUAUUUCCAGCCAAAAGACUUCCAUUCAGUGUGCCAUUGUUGUGGCAAAAUAUAGUUUGUUGUGUUUGUGUGCAGCAAUAUGUAUCAUUUUUUUCCGAAAUGAAUCACUGCAAGGGAUUAGUAGUCUGCUUCAUGGUUUUGUAUGCCUUCAUGUAAACGUGAUCUCAUGUGGCACCUAAAAUGUGCUUAAUUCUUCUUUCAAUUCACACAGGAGUAUCCGUAAUGAUUCUUCUGCUGAAUAGGCCAGAGUUAAGACGCCAGAGGUCGCUCUGCGUUUUUAAAGCUAGUCCGAGAGGGGCCUGACAGAAAGUGAUUGUGCCAUGGUUGUGGGGCGGGAUUGUGCAGGGCGAGAGAUAAACUAGUCUCAGCUGCAGCCAAAAGAUGAAGUAUGGAAGGGUACUGCAUAGACACGAGCGAAGGGUUGGGGUGGGGGCGGGAGUCGCUAGCUGUAAAGCACUGGUUCUGUUUGGAUAGAGUGAGGGAACUCUAUCUUUGGAACUAUACAAUGAUAACAAGUUGGCACUGAGCAGGUUGAUAGAAACACAGAGGCCGAGUAGUUGGUAGGAGCCUUUACUCGAUUACUCACGUUUAAAGCUACAUGGGUCCUUUUACUGCUGUCAGUUACGUUUUCCAGCGAGAUCAAAGAACUGUUUCGCGACAAGAAGGGUGGCAUGCACCUGGAAGGGCAAAGUCGAAACAAGCUUCGUUCAAAGCAGGUUCACCAUCAAGCCGAAUGGGAUAAACACAUCAAGAAUCCAUAGGGCUGUCGCUUGUAUUUGCUGCUUUAUUUAACUUACAUUUGUCAUAGCUGACGAUACAUCAAGUCCCCAGUGGCCACAUGAGAACUCCUGCUGGUUUAGUGAAAGCUUUCCUUUCCUUUUCCUUCACGCCAUAGUACUUGCAUUAGAAGUGAUCUAUUAUUUUUUUUAAUUUAACGAUGUUUGAACUUUUUUCUUAACAUGGCUGUACGUGUGUUUAUUUUGAUUAGAGAUUGUUGCAAUAAUUCUUCUUGAUGGUGUAUCAGAAUGUGUGUUUUGCUCAUUUCUAGUAUAUUUAGUAUUCAGUGAAAGAGUGGGAAAUUGUGUCAAUAAUCCAAUGGGACCCUACAGUAUAUGGGAUGUUUGUCAUUUGAGGGCCACUGUUUGGGUCAAAGGUAAACCAUUAUUCAAAGACAUGCUUUUUUUUUUUUUUUUUUCCAUCCUGAGACUUGCAUCGUCAACAUUCUCCUCAGACCCCGUUGGUUCCAGCAUGCUGGUUAUCCAUUUGUUAAUAUAUUACGUUAUUCUCUGUUGGUUUCUUUUAGAAUAUCUACUUAUGGCCAUCUGGGCCUGAGCACACGGGCAGAAGGGAGAUCCACUGAAAUUGUUAUGAGACAGACUACUGAAACAUUCCACUGCUUGCAAAUUUAGCAUUUGUUCUGCUAGACUGCUGCCCUUAUCCAAACCCCACCGCCACCACCACCUCCAACACAACCACCACUACCAUCAUCAUCUCACCUCCCGAGAUUCCUCUCUUAAGACAUUUGCCUCUCCCACCAAAGAGAUCACAUUGGCAAUGUGCAAGCACAGCCACUGCAAGACACUCACUCAGUCUUGCAAUAGCGCUAAUUUCAUGUUGAAAUGCUUUACAAGUGCUUUUAUGGACAUUUCAACUCGCCCGACACCACCCUCACAUACUCAAUGAUACACAUCAUACAUGAGUGUAGCCAUAAUUUCACAGAGGAUAAUCGAGUUGUAGAUUUUUUGUUUUGGUUUUUUUAACGUAUUCCCCUUACUCAUGCCCCCCCCCCCAAUAUUAAAAUGAAGUUCAUUAUUUAACCUCCAAAUUGGCCAUUUAUCGCUGAUUUUUAUACACACCAUACCAUGGAGUACAAUGGGGUGAAUCAAUUAGCUACAAAAAUGGCCAUUACCUUUAAAAGCAUAGGUACAUGCACAACAUGGAUGUGUCACAUUUGACAUCUGAAAAAGCUUGGGAUCUUUAUGUGUCCAUUUUGCAAUAAUUAUACACCCAAUCUCCAGCAAGUGUGCAUUUGUGAGAUAUGUAAAAUAUCACUUCUAUAUUUCUAUAUUUUCUCAAGUUCUAUAGCCAGCUAAGACAUUGUGGAAAAUAACUUGGUGUAUGACGCUGUUGUCGAUCAUUUUGUUUCACAUAACCAAUGUUUUGUGUAUUAUUAAAAAAGAAAGUGGGGGUCAGAAAUGUGAACAUCGACUUAGAUUGAGUGACCUUAUGAUUACCAAAAUGUGCUUCAGUAGAGUGCAAAUGUUUUAUAUAAUUGAAGUGAGCAUAGUCCUGAUUUGUUAGUACUGCCUUCAAAAUAACCAACCAUACCUCCAAAGCUUUUAAGUGUCAUUUAAAUUAGAGAAACUUGUAGAAGGCAGUUUUGUUUUGUUUUUUUCUAACCAUGGCUUACUCCCAUGUCAUCUGUCAAAAAUAUUAAUUUAAAGGUCAUUUUAAAGCACAUUUUAAGGAUUGGUGGAAAACUGAGAAACAUUCCAGUGGGGAUGGCAUACUCCAUCGUGUAACACAACCUCAUUUCAUCAGUACAAUUGACAAAAGCUGGAAAUUCUGCAAUUUUAAGUGCUAAUGUAAGUAUUUUUUUUGUCACAUGAUUACAGUGUGUGAAAUUACCAAAAGAAAUUAAAACCAAUUCCAAUACAUAAGUAUUCUAUUCCUAUUCAAAUUCAUGGGAACAGUCAGAAGAGUCCCCUUUAUUUGUUAUAUUGUGUGUUGCAUGGGUUGGUUGUAAUCUGCAAUUCAGAAUUUAAAAUUCUCGACGAUAAUAUAAUUUUAAAACCAUGUCAAACCUCCAGUCCCCCCCCACCCCAAGGACAAUAAAAAUUGUCAUUUGUAAAAGUAAAACCGGCAAAGUGAAAUUUCCCAGUUUUUGGGCGUUAUAUGAUAAAAUGAUGACAAACCUCGAGAGCAGAGUCACGCGAUUCUUCAUAAGGUACUUAAACAACAAUACUGCCACAUUUUUGGUUUAUUUUCUGAAAGCAUCAGACUCCUUUUUGUCCAGUCAUCGAAAUAAUUCUGUUUGGAAGCUCAUUUGUGCUGCAAUUUUCCUUGUACACUUCUCUUUUUAUUGUUUUUUUUUUUUAAUUUUUAUUUUGUUUAUUGGGAUAUGCUGUCUCAUUAUUUUUCAUUAUUAUUAUUAUUAUUAUUACCUGUUGAUGUAGAGUUCUCGUGAAUGCCCUGCCCUCUAGCCUGCUCUAAAUAAGUAUGUUCUUAGGAUGGAUACUUUAUUGGCUUUAUCGAGUGUUCAAAGGAAUAUAAUGACAAUAAGAAGGAUUAAUUAAAACACCUUAACUUGCUACUCAGCGCUUGUGUUCCUAUUAUGACAUUGUGUGCUUGUGUUAAUCAUUUUCGUUGUAGAAAAAUGGAGUGGAUUUCUAUUAGGCUAUGGGAAACUAAUUGUCUUGUCAUGAAUUGACUGGAUCAUGCUAGCCAAGAAGCAGCUUGGUCAAAUAGAAGACUAGUUAUUUGAAUUGUCCUCUUUACUAACAGUAGGGUAGACGGGGGCGCACAAUCUGGUAAAGUAUGUUAUAGCUUGCUAUUCACUGUUGUUUUUGAUCAUUUUUUCGGUCUCGAGGUGAAUUGAGUUAUUAAUGACAUUUUGUAUGCUCACAUAUGCAUAUUGUAUAUGUGUAGAAAUGUAAUCACACUUUGUCUUGGAUUUACAAUAAACUGUUAAGUCACAA